UGUAUGGAGUUUUCCAAUUAAAUAUUGUAUUUCCUUAAGGCUCGAAAAACAAGCCUGGAAGUUAAGAAAACUAUAUAAUAAUUAUAAAUAUACAAAGAGUAUUAAAUAUGUACUAAGCGAUGUAUCAGCCACGGCGAACAUCAGAAUUUCAUGACGAUGCUCGGGAUGAUGGCGCCAUUUUAAACAAACGCCAAAGCAGGGCGCAGCGUAGCACGUCGGCAUCAGUAAACAAGCCUAGCCACAGCAACUGGCAGGCACAGUCACGGCUAACUCAGGAUCGCGAUCGUGGCACGCCCCUUCGCUCGGGUCCGCUGCCCACAACGAAGCGUAGUGUGGCCAAUGGCACGACGCCGCUGCGGCAUCGACAGGCAACCUCAGUGGAGCGGCCCGUGGCGCUGCACACGGACAAGAAGUGGGUGCAGGAGCAGUCGCAGCUGAUUGCCGAAUAUUUGGAUGAAAUGAAUCAUUUGGCUAUCCUACCAGGAUUUCCCAAUGAAUUCUUUAGCCGCGGCGGCACUGCACUACGCCAAAUGACGAUGAAACAGUUUGUGAGCAUUGUGAACUUCUUUUUUCAAUUUAUUUGGGGCAAUCGCACAAGUGUGGGCAACAAUCAUGUGGAUGAUAUUACGAGCGUCUUGCAUAAGAUCAACUAUCCGUAUCAGGUGAACAAGUCUUGGUUGAUGACGCCCACAACACAGCACUCGUUUGGUCAUGUAAUUGUCAUGCUCGACUUUCUGAAGGACUUUGCCCCUGUUUUGCCUCUCAAACAGCAGGAAGCUGGCGAAGAUGAGGAGUUCCCAUUUGUGGAAACCAGUGAACAACCGAGCUAUGUUCAAAAUACCCUUGAUUCCAUGGCUCUAUCCAAUACACAGAUCAGCAGCAUCAUGCUCAACGAGGAGACGGUUCAGUUGUUAUUUACCUCGACGAAAGACUGUUUUGCGAUGUGGGACAAAAAGAAGGGCGAUGAUUUUCCGGUGUUAGAGCGCGAAGUCAGAAAUCAAAUAAUUAAAAGCCUUUGUGACUUUCCUGAUAUUGAAUCUCUGGAUGAGGAUAUAAUUCGUCUGCAGAACGAGUUGCAGCAAUUGGAAGAGCAGCUGCAACUACCCAGCGAAAACAACAUGGAGCAGCUGGAGCAACUAAUUGCCCAGGAGCAGCAUCUAGAGAAGCAGCUGCUGAUUGCCCAAACCCGUGGAAAGGAAUAUUCUGAGAAGAUUGCACAGUUAUUUGAUCGCAACAAACAACAUGUAAAAGAGAUGAAAGUGCUGCACAGAGAGUGGAAACAACUGCAAUGCGAAGUGAGCGGACAAAAGUACACCGUGGAACAGUUUCAGCGCAUGAAACUGAUGCUCAGCGAUCUGGAGAACGAGGAGCAUUUCUAUAAGCGGCAAACGCUUGAGUUUACUGAACGCGGCUACGAUCAGCAGGUGCGAAUGGCUCGUGCCAAGAAGCAUCUGCUCGACCAAGUGGAGAAAUUCAACACGCAUGCGCAGAACAUAGUUUUCGAUUCGAACAUAUGCAGCGCUAGCGAGAAGGAUAAAUUGGAGCUGCUGUUGCCGUUGCCGCCGCUACAUUCUGAUAUUCAGGUACGCAGCCGGCGUCUCACCAAACUAGCCGCUCUGCUUGAGAAACGUGGCGCUCAGCACAGGGAGCGGCAUCGGCAGCUGGAGCAGCACAGAAACGAGCUGACCCUACAGAACCGGAAUCUCCAAACGGAACUCAAUAAUAUAAACAAACAAGUUCAGUCAUACGAGAAGAAAGUGUUGCAACUGCACCACGCAUAUAAAACCAAAAGAGCCAUGUGGGCGCAGCAUCAAGAGCAAUUGGAAGAACGCAGCUUGGAACUCAACGCGAAGUUCGAGCAACUAAAGCGGCAUCAGGAAGAGUUAACACUCGAUUUGGAAAACAAAAGACAGCAGAAUGAGGAUUACCUUAGCGCUGCCGAGCGGCGCCAGGAGGAGCGUUUGCGCGAAAGAUCCGAAUUCCUAGAGAAUUACCAGCAGAAGCUGGCAGUUGCCAAUGAGCAGCUCAAGCAGUUCGAAGCGAUAGUUACACAAAACAACGUCGAGUUAGCCAAUCUUGAACGGAAGCUGGAGAGCAUCAAGCUGUCCCCGUUCGAGAAUGAAUUGAAUGCGGCAUUUUUACGGCUUAAGGAAAGUAAAUAGUAUAUUUAUUUCAUGUAUAGUUGCAAAUAAAUUGAUACUGCUUUCAUGCAAAGAACAUUUUUGUUAUGGAUCUGGAAGGGACGGACAUCUUUUAACUCG
Drosophila grimshawi is the source of this 2261-nucleotide messenger RNA. RefSeq names its product early endosome antigen 1 (gene Ndc80). The transcript has 2 exons. Lineage: Eukaryota; Metazoa; Arthropoda; Insecta; Diptera; Drosophilidae. The coding region runs from base 120 to 2162 and encodes 680 amino acids. Gene Ontology annotation, biological process: attachment of mitotic spindle microtubules to kinetochore. Gene Ontology annotation, cellular component: Ndc80 complex. The record is from RefSeq and is a predicted model, not a curated record.